Aspergillus wentii DTO 134E9 is the source of this 1524-nucleotide messenger RNA. RefSeq lists its product as uncharacterized. Gene Ontology annotation, molecular function: protein binding. NCBI's taxonomy places the organism in Eukaryota, Fungi, Ascomycota, Eurotiomycetes, Eurotiales, Aspergillaceae. The coding region runs from base 1 to 1524 and encodes 507 amino acids. The transcript is spliced from 2 exons. The record is from RefSeq and is a predicted model, not a curated record.
AUGCGAGUACCACUAGAAAUUCUACGGCAGAUUCUCGAGGCCGCCGUGGAAGUCCUCCCAUUUUCAGAGUUAUUCCGUGCAAGAUUGGUCAAUACAUUUUUUGCAGAUGAAAUCUGGUUGCUCGUGCUCGAGUCUGAUCGCCUAGAGGAGGAUGGAUUGGGAUACAGAGAUAAAUCACAAGAAUUCCACUAUUGGGCAACAUUCCCGGAGCAUCUCAAGCGACAGUACCUUUAUCGAAAGAUAAAACGAUACCCGCAAGACCAGUCUAUGUUUUCCUGCUUUAUGCAUGAAGUUCUAGCCUUGGGAGCCGACAGCAUCAGGGAUAAGGAGGAAGAGGCACUGAUAUCAAAGAUGAUCGAUGCAGUAUAUUGGGAGAGGCCUAGGUGUGACGAGAUCUUUUCCUCCAAGCUUGCGUCCUUUUGGCUGUAUCGAUCGAGUAUUCAGAAUGGGGUUCCAGCAUUGGAAUCCCUACAUCCCCCGGAGGUCGACCUGAAAAUCGCGCUUGUGUGCAGUGCUAUUAAACACAAAAACUGCGAUGAGCUGCAGAAGCUUUUACAGAAUGGUGUGGCCUUCAUGACAGUAAGCUAUCGCUUUGGCGUGGCUCCCUUGACUUUCGCAGCACAAAAUGGAAAUCGAGAGACGAUGGCUACGUUGCUAAAGUACGGUAGGCCAGGGCCCUUGGGCUAUUGGAAUAGGAAGGAUUUCCAACGUGCAAUGAUAGCAGCCGCUGGGUGCGGAAACAAAGACACCUAUACGGAAUUGCUGGUCCACAAACCUAGACCAGGUGGCUUCUUAGGAUGGAAGCCAAAAAAGAACCCGGCAGCUGCAUUCAUGAAAGCAGUGCGAGAUGGAAAUGUUGGAAUGGUUGGCUUCAUCUUGGAGGAAUAUAUCUACGACGAUGUAGCGACCUUGCGAUGCAAGGGAUUGAUCCAUGCCAUUUCAUUUAGCCAACUGGACGUCAUGAAGCUUUUACUAAACACGGGAGGGUUUGAUAUCAACAAGCGACCUUUACCCUAUUCCAGUGGGUACUGGUAUGCUGCGCAAUUCGAAUGCCGCCCAGAUAUCAGGCUCGAAGUCAUCAAACUGCUCUUGGAAAACGGAGCUGACCCAAACCAAACCGGCUAUUGGAAGGUGCGCGGCUUGCCUUUACAGCAAGCAGUCAAGGAUGGUAACAUGGAAAUGACCAAGCUAUUGCUUGAAUACGGCGCAGAUCCAAAUGCCGUGAAGAUUCCCGAGAACCUUUGGCCUAAUGAGCACACGAUUCUGGAGCCACCGUUGCUCCUGGCCAUGAGUAGAAGGUCUACUGAGUUCAUUCGACUACUCUUGGAGUAUGGAGCAAAUCCAAGAUUCGAGUGGAAGGGCAGGAAUAUGUUGAUUGAUGCGACGGAGAAGAAGAUUCGUCGUGUCAAAGAUCUGUUCGUGGAGUUGGGUUUCGAGGAGAGCCAAGUUGAUGCAGAGUCAAUUGAGUAUAUAUUGGUCGAUGAGAGUGAAACGGCGAAAAGAUACUGUAAUUCAUACCUAUAA